AUGUCGGCGCCGUCAGGAAGGGAGGGGGAGAGGCGGCGGCACCACCACCGCCAUCGCCAUGAUCAUGACAAGUAUCAACACAAGCAGCAGUGCGGGGCCCUGCAGCAGCAGCACAACCGGAGGCGAGGGGACGGAAAUGGAGAUCUGGUGCCGCUCGCGGCUCUGAUCAGCAGGGAGAUGAAGACCGAGAAGAUGGAGAGGCCGAAGAUCAGGUCCGGUUGCGCGGCACAGUCGAAGAAGGGGGAAGACUACUUCCUCAUGAAGGAGGACUGCCAGCGCCUCCCUGGAAGCACUUCCUCCACCUUCUCCGCCUUUGCCGUGAGCUUUCUUCUCUUCAGCGCUUUGUUUUCCCCUCUGCCCGUCCGUCCUUCCGUUCUGUGUUUUGCGGUCCUCUUGGUACGAGCGCUGUAGCUUUCGCGUUCCUGUGUUUGUUUGUGUUUCUACGUCAGUUACGUACGCAUUAAGGAAAUAAAUGCGUCUUACGCUAGCUUAUUGUGGAAGAAUUUCGGUGUCUCUGGCGUCAACCUGAUUUCGAACUUUUCUGAUCGGAUCUUCGUCAUUUCGUUUCUGCCGGUGAACACUCGGCGUAUAAUGUACCCUUUUGUCUUUCGAGUCUUUUCUCUUGAGGCUGUUGACUUUAUUGCCCAAUCGUCAACGGGUGAUCUGCGGAAUUACAGAUUUUCGAUGGUCACAACGGCAAUGCAGCUGCUAUAUUUGCAAAGGAGAAUCUUUUAAGCCAUAUAUUGAGCGCGAUUCCUCAUGGUCUUGGACGGGAAGAGUGGCUUCAGGCUCUACCUCGUGCUCUUGUUGCCGGCUUUGUCAAGACUGACAAAGAGUUCCAGAGGAGAGGCAUGCUUCUAUCUUGUGGCUCUUGCCUGCGUCUCGCGCUCUCUAGACCAACUAUUUUUAACAGUCAUUACUGUGCAUUUACAGGGGAGACUUCUGGGACUACGGCCACUUUUGUAAUAGUAGAUAGGUGGAUUGUUACUGUAGCUUCUGUUGGAGAUUCACGUUGUAUCUUGGACACUCAAGACGGGGCAGUUACUCUUCUGACUGUCGACCAUAGGUUGGAAGAAAAUGCAGAAGAGUAAGAGCGCGUUCCCCCUUAAUCACUUUGGUCUUCUUGGUAGUUUUCUCUUGACCUGGCAUUCUUUCCACACUAUCUGUAUCAGGAGGGAACGUGUUACUGCCAGUGGAGGGGAAGUUGGAAGGCUAAGCAUUCUGGGUGGGAAGGAGGUAUACUGUUCGUUAUGGGUAAUUUUUAUUUUGACCGUUUAUAGAUGAUUUUGGAGGAUAUAACUUUAAAGUGCCUCUACAUUAAUUCUUCUUCAGAUUGGUCCACUACGAUGUUGGCCUGGGGGUUUAUGCUUGUCAAGGUCUAUUGGAGAUAUGGAUGUAGGAGAAUAUAUUGUCCCAGUUCCUUAUGUCAAGCAAGUGAAGGUAAAUGGGGUUGGGUUGCUACUUUCUCUUUGAAAAUUCAGUAGUUUGUUACCAUCACUUAAUUUUUUUUAAUAGUUCAAUCGUUGGUGACCUACAUUUGGUAUCACAUUCCACUGCUAAUAUUUCUCAUUGCGCCAGCUAUCUAGUGCCGGGGGAAGGCUUAUAGUUGCUUCUGAUGGCAUAUGGGAUGCAUUAUCCUCGGAGGUGGCUGCAAAAUCUUGCCGAGGGUUACCAGCAGAGCUUGCUGCGAAGUUAGUUGUGAAGGUGAAUGCAAUGAUGUACUUCAUUUUAUGUAUCACUGUGACGUUCAUUUUAUUAUUAUCCUAGAACCUGAAUAUUAGACUCUGAUUUUGAAGGCAUGCAUUGCAAGGUUUUCAAAUCCUUACCUUUGGUCGAUCAUUUUUUCAUUUAGGAAGCAUUGCGGGCAAGAGGGUUGAAAGACGACACUACUUGCAUUGUUGUGGAUAUCAUUCCACCUGAAAAUCCUGUACCUCCUCCGUCUCCACCAAAAAAGCAGAGCAAACUUAAGUCAUUCUUCUUCAGGAAACAUUCUAAUGAUUCUGCUAGUAAAUUAGCAAAGAGACUGGCUGCUGUUGGUAUAGUUGAAGAACUUUUUGAAGAAGGGUCAGCAAUGCUUGCCGAAAGGUAAGUGGGAUCUAUUUGAUUUCUUUGUGCCCUUCCUUCUAAGACUUUUGCAUGACUUGGCUCGUGAUAAAAUGCAUCUUUUCCGUCUAAAUAUUUCAUGUCUCAAUUGAACCCUUUGGUUUCACCAUUUUUGUUUGAUAUCUGUUGAGUCAACAAUAUGUAUAUGUUCGGAUUUAUUCGGUUCAUUUUCAUUUACAAUGGAAUAUGUAACUUCCAUGGAAAACACCCAACUUCUAUUGAGUCUUGUCCAAGGUAGGCAAUAUGAGUCUUUUGCAUUGGUCGUUGCCAAUUCUACAACAUUUCCCCUUGGUCUUGUUGAAAGGUGUAUUUUCAAUUCAUUGACGAGAGACAACUAUCGUUGUUCCUCCGAUUUUUUUUGUCUCUACAUGCAAUUUUCUCAAGUAAUGUCGGAAUAUAUUGCAUUUUUUUUUCAUUUCUCUUUCAAAUAUCUUUUUGGUUUGGCAAAACCGCUACUUACUUUCUAAUCUAAGAUAUGGAGAUUUGAUUGAAAAUGAACUAUAUAAAUUUAUACCCUGAUUUUGGAUGGGUGAAAUGCAAAAAUGUCACAUCCAUCCAUCAACCAGAAAAGACAAUCGUUGGUCCUAUUGUCUUAUUUGCUCGGAUGUCUGAUUCUCGCCUUUGCUUCCUAUUUUAUCUCCUACCUUGAUAAUCCUGGGAGGAGUAACUUUCUUGCAUACAACCCUUCACACCUCUAUUUUUCGUCAUUUGGGAUGCGCAAGCUUCUACGAACCAGAUUGAUGAUGUUGCCUUCCGUGAUAGCAAACUUACUGUUUGCUGGUGCUGCUACUUGCACCGACAGCAAUUCUGGUUGGGCAUCUGCAGACAUUGUCAAUGUCAUUGUUGAAACUUGUCUGAUUGUUUCCCUACUUUGGCAAGUCUUCUUGCCUAUCAUAGAGACGUGCUUAACCAUUGCUAGGCUAUUAGGUUAGCUACCAUGUGCUCUGUUAUACAUACGAAUGCCACAUUUAAGCGACAUCCGUCCUUGAACAGAAUAUGAUUUCUCAAUAUCUCGAUCUGCACCUUGGACUGUACUCAGUUGAAUGUAAACCGGACAAGGCCAGGUUUUAGCUUCCCUCAGAGGCCACAUCAGCUGGGUCAUUCUUCCACUGGCCAUACCUUGAUUGGAUUCUUCGAUUAGUAUGAGGAGCAAUGAAGAGCAAUGGAGGACUCUUCUCCUUGGGAGACUAUUUUUUCCCUUUCAUUUAACAAUGGUACCAAGGAGUGAAGAACAAUGGCUUUUUUGUGCUGGGAUGCUUCACCUGAACAUGAAUCUUGCCCGAUCCCAAAGCAAAGGGCGGAUUAAGAUGGGUUAUAGUUUCCUGGGUCUGAGGGAUUUGUUCGAAAUGGGACUGAUUUUCCUCUUCUGGAUCGAAGCUAGCUUGAGUGAAUUGGUGGGUCAAUUUGACUCCUGAAUCCUAGGAAGUGGGUGAAACUAACUUAAUCUGAAAUUAGACUCAGAACUGGGAAAUCGGGUGGAUUUUUUUCUCGGUAGAAACUCCCUGGAAUGGAAGUUACCAAUUGGCUAGUUUAAACCUAAUCUAGAGAGGAUUUGACCUGGCAAGUUAGAUUGACCAAGAUUUACCUUCUCAUAUUCCACUUUUCCUGCAGUAUUCUCCCUACUGCAUAGGUGGAUAGAGAUCCCAUUGGGCUCAAACCCACAUCAGUCUCUACCAGGUCAGACCUGGAGCUCCAUCAGUUCGCCUCAACUUCUGUGGUGGUCAUUUUUCUCACGGCCCAGAGCUCAUCUGCUUCAUUUUCCUUGCAUAUUUAUCAUCACGGGGAGACCAAAAGCAUGCAUGAAAUGCUGAAACAGGUCAUGGCGAUGUUUUCUUGGAGGUUCAGAGGAUAUGAGAGCCCAUUUAUAUAAGGGGAAUAAAAUCAAUGAAAUAAACAGGUCUCCUCGGUGGCAAAACCCUAAGAGGCUUCAUUUUUCUGGCAAGCUCAGAUGCUUCAUUUUUCUCAGGUAUUGAUUGAUCGUAUAAAUAACACGGGUUCGUCAUAUAUUGCCAGGCUCGGAAAUGAGACGUCGACUUCGCAGGCGGCGUCCAGCCUCUUCACGUGCGCCAUUUGCCAAGUUGACCUGGCCCCCAGCGAGGGCUUCUCCGUCCACGCCGGCGCCAUAUUCUCCACCAGCUCGAAGCCGUGGGAGGGCCCCUUCCUGUGCUCCACCUGCCGGGACAAGAAGGACGCCAUGGAAGGUAAACGCCCCAGCGGGGUCAAAGUGGUUUGA
This is a messenger RNA of Spirodela intermedia, 4336 nucleotides long. The record is from the annotation of a GenBank genome assembly. NCBI's taxonomy places the organism in Eukaryota, Viridiplantae, Streptophyta, Magnoliopsida, Alismatales, Araceae.